GAAGAAUAAGACAAAGUUAUACUCCGUAUGAGGAAACCUUUAAAUGAAAAAACUUCAUGUCCAACAUUUAGGAGAAGAUAGAGCAGUAAAACAGUAACAGUAAAUUUUACCAAAAAAAACUAACAGUGAAACAUUUUUCCGAGUGUUAACAAUAAAAGACGAUAGUAUUUGAAAAGAAAAGAGAUCUUGAAGAAAAUAAAAGUAGAGUGUUUAAUGAAAAUAUGUUUUUACCCAUGGAUCUUCUUAAGAGGAAGAAAAAGAGGGAUAAAGCUAUAAGAAUUAUUAUUGCAGAGUGCAAGGAAAUGGAGUAUGAUGGUAUUGUUCUUGAGUCCUGGUCAAGGUGGGCAGCUUAUGGUGUGUUGGAUGAUCCUGAUAUACGGAAUAUGGCAUUGCAGUUUAUUCGACAGCUUGGGGAAGCCAUGCGUUCUGUAAGCUUGGAAAGAAACAAGAAGAAAACACUGGAGUUAGUUUAUGUGAUAGGCCCACCACGUUCCGAUAAGCUGCAGGAUCGUGAUUUUGGGACCAAUGAUUUACAAAGUUUGGGUGAUGCUGUGGAUGGUUUCUCUCUUAUGACUUAUGACUUCUCAGGACCCCAAAAUCCAGGCCCAAAUGCACCACUUAAUUGGAUACACUCUACGUUGCAGCUCCUUCUUGGUGGUCGUGUAGGUCUCGAUCAUAGUUUGGCUAGAAAGAUAUUUCUUGGCAUCAAUUUCUACGGAAAUGAUUUUGUCAUUUCAGGAGGAUUAGGGGGCGGGCCUAUUAUAGCACAUGAGUAUGUGUCAUUGUUGGAGAAGCACAAGCCGGCAUUGGAGUGGGAGAACACCAGCGGGGAGCAUUUCUUCGUGUACACUGAUGAUCAACAUGCCAGACAUGUCGUAUUCUACCCGUCGUUCUUGUCACUAGUAAUGCGGCUUGAGGCGGCUCUCUCCUGGGAUGUUGGCAUCUCAAUAUGGGAAAUUGGGCAAGGAUUGGAGUCCUUUUUUCCUUUGUUGUAAUAGUAGUCAAGACUCUCCUAUUUUUUAUUUUGCCUCAUUCAUAGAAAUAGAAUCAUAGCCGCUUGUAACACAGAAUCUUACGAGUAUAAUUUGUUUGGUCUUGUUGGAA
Cuscuta epithymum is the source of this 1104-nucleotide messenger RNA. Lineage: Eukaryota; Viridiplantae; Streptophyta; Magnoliopsida; Solanales; Convolvulaceae. The record is from the annotation of a GenBank genome assembly.